CCGGCGGGUCCCGGCCCCCGGAGUGCGGAGCUGCGGGAGCCGAGCCGGUCCGAGCGGCGCUGCUGGAAGAUGGCGAGCGGCCGAGACGCGCGGCCGCCCUGGCGGUCCGAGCGCCUUCCGCUGCUGCUGUGCCUGCUGUUGCUGCUGCGGAACCCAGGCCAGGCAGCGCACAUCAAGAAGGCGGAAGCGACCAAGACGACCUCGGCGAAUGCGGGUGGCGAAGCCGCCGAGGGCCAGUUCGACCGCUACUACCACGAAGAGGAGCUGGGCUCGGCGCUGAGGGAGGCGGCGGCCGCGGGUCCCCCGGGCCUGGCCCGCCUCUUCAGCAUCGGCCGCUCGGUGGAGGGCCGGCCGCUGUGGGUGCUGCGUCUCACGGCCGGCCUGGAGCCGCCGCCCCCUGACGGCGCAUCGGGGCCCGACGCGGCUGGGCCCCUCGUGCCCGGCCGGCCGCAGGUGAAGCUGGUGGGCAACAUGCACGGCGACGAGACCGUGUCGCGCCAGGUGCUGGUCUACCUGGCCCGCGAGCUGGCGGCCGGCUACCGCCGCGGAGACCCGCGCCUCGUCCGCCUGCUCAACACCACCGACGUGUACGUGCUGCCCAGCCUCAACCCGGACGGCUUCGAGCGCGCCCGCGAGGGGGACUGCUACGGCGGGUCCGUCGGCCGUGACAAUAGCCGCGGCCGCGACCUCAACCGCAGCUUCCCCGACCAGUUCAGCCCCGGGGAGCCGCAGUCCCUGGACGACGUGCCGGAGGUGCGCGCCCUCAUCGACUGGAUCCGCAGGAACAAGUUUGUGCUUUCUGGAAAUCUGCAUGGUGGCUCAGUGGUUGCAAGCUAUCCUUUUGAUGAUUCUCCAGAACAUGAGAAUGGAAUCUAUAGUAAAACCUCAGAUGAUGAAGUCUUUAGAUACUUGGCAAAAUCCUAUGCCUCAAACCACCCCAUAAUGAAAACUGGUGCGCCACAUUGUCCAGGAGAUGAAGAUGAGACUUUCAAAGAUGGGAUUACCAAUGGCGCUCAUUGGUAUGAUGUGCAAGGCGGUAUGCAAGAUUACAAUUAUGUCUGGGCCGACUGUUUUGAGAUCACAUUAGAACUGUCUUGUUGCAAGUACCCACCUGCUUCACAGCUCCGACAGGAAUGGGAGAACAAUCGUGAGUCUUUGAUCACAUUGAUUGAAAAGGUCCACAUUGGAGUGAAAGGAUUUGUUAAAGAUUCUAUAACAGGAUCUGGCUUAGAGAAUGCAACCAUCUCAGUGGCUGGUAUUAAUCAUAAUAUCACAACAGGCAGAUUUGGUGAUUUCCAUAGAUUGCUUGUUCCUGGAACUUACAAUGUUACAGCAGUUUUAACUGGGUAUAUACCACUGACUGUUAAUAAUAUAAUAGUGAAAGAAGGACCAGCCACAAAAGUGAAUUUUUCCCUUCGGCCAACCGUAACUCCAGUGAUUCAUGACACAACUGAGUCUACAGCAACUGCUAGUCCAGUUACUAUACUGAAUAUUCCUUCUGGAACAAAAUCCUCCCACCAGCCAAUUCAGCCAAAGGACUUUCACCACCACCAUUUCCCCGAUAUGGAAAUCUUCUUGAGAAGGUUUGCUAAUGAAUAUCCUAACAUCACCCGGCUUUAUUCAUUGGGAAAAUCAGUAGAGUCAAGAGAACUUUAUGUAAUGGAGAUAUCUGACAAUCCAGGAGUCCAUGAACCAGGUGAACCUGAAUUUAAGUAUAUUGGAAAUAUGCAUGGAAAUGAAGUGGUUGGAAGAGAAUUGCUGUUAAACCUCAUAGAAUAUCUUUGUAAGAACUUUGGAACAGACCCUGAAGUAACAGAUUUGGUUCGUAGCACUAGAAUUCACCUUAUGCCGUCCAUGAAUCCUGAUGGGUAUGAAAAGGCCCAGGAAGGGGAUUCAUCAAGUGUAAUUGGCAGAAACAACAGCAACAACUUUGACCUGAACCGAAAUUUCCCUGACCAGUUCAUUCAGAUCACAGAUCCUACCCAACCAGAAACUAUUGCUGUUAUGAGCUGGAUGAAGUCUUUUCCAUUUGUAUUGUCAGCAAACCUUCAUGGAGGUUCUUUGGUUGUCAAUUACCCUUUUGAUGAUGAUGAACAGGGGAUUGCCACAUACAGCAAAUCACCAGAUGAUGCUAUAUUCCAACAGAUAGCACUUUCUUAUUCCAAGGAAAAUUCCCAGAUGUACCAAGGUAGACCCUGCAAAAAUAUGUAUCCUAAUGAAUAUUUUCCUCAUGGGAUAACAAAUGGAGCUAAUUGGUAUAGUGUCCCAGGUGGUAUGCAAGACUGGAACUAUUUACAAACAAAUUGCUUCGAAGUAACUAUUGAACUGGGUUGUGUAAAAUACCCAGUUGAGAAAGAUCUGCCAAAAUUUUGGGAACAAAAUCGAAGAUCUCUGCUCCAGUUUAUGAAGCAGGUUCAUCAAGGCGUGAAAGGGUUUGUCCUGGAUGCCACAGAUGGCAGGGGUAUACUAAAUGCCACCAUUAGUGUUGCAGAAAUAAACCACCCAGUGACAACUUACAAAGCAGGAGAUUACUGGCGUCUUUUGGUUCCAGGAACUUAUAAAAUCACAGCAUCUGCUCGGGGAUACAAUCCAGUUACCAAGAAUGUGACUGUCAAGAGUGAAGGUGCUAUUCAGGUCAACUUCACACUUGUGCGAUCUUCAACAGACUCAAACACCGAAUCCAAGAAAGGAAAGGGGGAAAGCACCCACAGUGUUGAUGCCAGUGAUCCAACUACUAAGGAGUUUGAAACCUUAAUAAAAGAUCUUUCCGCUGAGAAUGGGUUGGAAGCUCUCAUGUUACGCUCUUCCUCCAAUCUGGCUCUCUACCGAUACCAUUCGUACAAAGAUUUGUCAGAGUUUCUGAGAGGCCUGGUGAUGAACUAUCCACAUAUCACAAAUCUUACCAAUUUGGGACAGAGUGCUGAAUAUCGUCAUAUUUGGUCCCUUGAAAUCUCCAACAAGCCCAACGUAUCAGAACCUGAAGAACCAAAGAUUCGUUUUGUUGCUGGUAUCCAUGGAAAUGCUCCAGUUGGAACAGAACUGCUGUUGGCUCUGGCAGAGUUUCUCUGCCUAAACUACAAAAAGAACCCAGCUGUGACCCAAUUGGUUGACAGGACUAGAAUUGUGAUUGUCCCUUCUCUAAAUCCAGAUGGGCGAGAGAGAGCACAAGAGAAGGACUGUACUUCAAAGAUCGGACAUACAAAUGCUCGUGGCAAAGACCUGGACACAGACUUCACAAGUAAUGCCUCCCAGCUAGAGACUAAAGCCAUCAUUGAAAAUUUGAUUCAGAAACAGGACUUCAGUCUUUCUGUUGCUUUAGAUGGUGGUUCUGUGCUGGUCACAUACCCAUAUGAUAAGCCAGUACAAACAGUGGAAAACAAAGAGACUCUGAAGCAUUUGGCAUCUCUUUAUGCAAAUAACCACCCCUUCAUGCACAUGGGUCAGCCCAGCUGUCCAAAUAAAUCAGAUGAGAAUAUUCCAGGAGGAGUAAUGCGCGGAGCAGAGUGGCACAGUCACCUGGGCAGCAUGAAGGAUUAUAGUGUCACCUAUGGCCACUGUCCAGAAAUCACAGUCUACACCAGCUGCUGCUACUUCCCCAGUGCUGCACAACUUCCUAACUUGUGGGCAGAAAAUAAAAAAUCUCUCCUUAGCAUGUUGGUAGAGGUUCAUAAGGGAGUUCAUGGAUUUGUUAAAGAUAAGACUGGAAAACCAAUCUCUAAAGCGGUCAUUGUACUCAAUGAAGGUAUAAAAGUGCACACAAAGGAAGGAGGUUACUUCCAUAUCCUGUUAGCCCCAGGGGUCCAUAACAUCAAUGCCAUAGCUGAUGGGUAUCAGCAACAACAUUCACAGGUCUUCGUGCAUCAUGAUGCAGCUAGUUCUGUGGUCAUAGUCUUUGACACUGAUAAUCGGAUAUUUGGUUUGCCACGGGAGCUUGUGGUAACUGUAUCAGGUGCCACGAUGUCGGCGUUGAUCCUAACAGCUUGCAUUAUUUGGUGCAUCUGCUCAAUCAAGUCUAACAGACACAAGGAUGGCUUCCAUCGGCUCAGGCAGCAUCAUGAUGAAUAUGAAGAUGAAAUUCGCCUGAUGUCAACUGGCUCGAAGAAAUCCCUCUUAAGUCAUGAGUUCCAGGAUGAAACGGACACUGAAGAAGAAACAUUAUAUUCUAGCAAACACUGACUCACAGCCUUGCGUAUUUCCCAGCAUAAGUACCAAGCAAAACUACAGUUCCUUUUGGGAGACAACUGCAGUUAAGAAGAUAGACUGUCUUGCUUCUUCAAAGAGCUUUGGGAAGUUAACUUGCUAAAUUUCUAUUCUCUGUGAAUUUGGCUGGCAGUUUUUAACUUCCCUUCCUUAAAAUACUCUAACCUUUAAAAAAAAAUCUGCUUUCUAUUUAUGCAGCAGAGAUGGAACAGCCACUUUAUUUUUCUUUUUAAUUUAAGAUGAGCUAUUUGAAGCUUAUGUGAUAACUGCAUAAAGCCACCUAGUGGAUGUUGUAUUUUGCACACUGGACGUUUACUAGUGGCUUUAGCUUUUUUUUAAUUUUCAAUGGCCAAAAGAAUCCAUAAACAUUAAAGCAGGGAUAGAGAUCAGAAUCUGACACAUAGCUUUAAAAACUCAAGGUUUUCUCAACAAACUGAAGAGUACCUUUUCUAGUUAUUAAAAAGCUGGAAUUCUCUUUUAUUGUUCAGGUUUAAUGAAGGCUGAAUUGAUUUUAAAAUACAAUAUUUGGAAAAUAAAUGGGCUUUUUUGCAUUUGGCUUUUGCCUAUUCCAGGGCUUGAUCAGAACUGAAGAGCUUUGCUCUAAGCAGGAUAUCACUACCUCUCUUCCAAGGGUCAGCAAAGUUCUAAAUAUCCCCAUUUUUAAGGGAGGACUUACUGACUUUGUUGUAAAAGAUCUAAAGAGUCCAUUUGAGUGGAGCUGAGAGGGAGACCUAGCAAAACUCAUGUUGCCUAUCUUUUCACUUGGUAAAAACCCACCGGUGCUGCUGCUUUUAUCCGUGAAGCACUAGUGUAUUGUAGUAAAACCUGAUUCUUUCAUAUUUGCUAAAUUUGAACCUUUUUCUGUGCUGUACGCGUAUGGUUUCCAGAUGUCCCAGCAAUCUGCAAGAUCUGAAUCCUACUGAAUCCAUAUCAAGAGUGGACAAGAUAUGCUUGUACAUUUUACAAAAUUAUCAACAGUUCUUGCUUCAGCCCAAGUCUGUGCCCUGUAGUAGCAUAUUGAUAUUGAAAUCAGUUGGCCAGUCUUAUUCAUAAUAGGUCUCUGUAAUUGAUUGGGUUCUUGGUCCUGAUAUUUCACUUGAUAUGGUCUCCUUUUGGUCAACUUUUUUUAUUCGAUGUUGAGUUGAAAGCAUUUAAAUAUGGCUUCCUCCAUUAAACAAAGUGCAAACUGUGGACUGCCAUGUGAUAUAACAAAGGUGAGAGUGUGAUCUUCACUGCCAGUCAGGUUACUGCAAAGACCUGAAGAUUUACAUUUUCUCAUGUAUGCUAUAUCAUGCUUCUCAAUGGAAAGUAUGCUUUUUGUAAGUAUAAGUGUUACCAAUGAUAAUGGCUUAAUACCUUUGAACGUGGUUAUGGCCAAGUUGCUGCUGAACUUGUACUAAUUCAGGGGAUCAAAAAACUUACUUUCAUCUUUUCAAAUUGUAUUCUCUGUCCAUUGGAUAUCCAUUGCUGUUGAUUAUCCCAAAGCCUUCAGGGGAAUGGUUUACCACCCAUGUAGAUUAUGCAACUCAGUUCUGUAAAAAAUGUACACAAAAUGUCCUUAUAAAAAGAUUUGGCAGUUGUAUAGUGCAGGAAGUAAGGCAUUUGCCUUGCAUGCGGUGUCCAUGACCACGACCUUAGAGCAAAUACCUGGCACCACAUAUGGAUCCCUGAGCACAGAGCAGGGAUGUCACAAGAACAAAAACAAAUUGGUUUAGCAAGAAUAGUGAAAUCAUCGCAUUUGUCAGUGUGUGCAUUAAAUCUGGAUGGCUGAAGGUCAAGCUGUUCUUUCAUUAAUCUUGUGAUUAACAGCUCUAAAUUUUGAACCCAUGCUACCCCAUUUUAAUCCCACCACACACACAGAGAAGAGAUUUUGUGAGGUGCUAAAACCACACAUACCUGGUAUAUAUGAUUUAAUUUCUAACCAUUCUUUUAGAGGAUACCAUGGUGGUAUUUGUUCUUUACAGCUUUAUUUUUAGGAGUGCAGAGCUGACCAGGGGUCUCUUCGUGACUGGCCUUGUUUGGGACACUGCAGGUAGAAAUGAAAUAGUUGAUGUGAUAACCUUUACUAUCUUAGCCUUGGUCUUCACUACAGGAUGCCUUUUAAAUUCACUUCUCCCUUCAGUUGACCUUAUCUUUAGCUAUAUAUCAGUGACUGGAGGUCAUGCCUUUUAAGCAUGUAUGAUUUUUUUAUAAAUAAAUAUAUAAAUAGCUCUUUUAGUAAUUUUUUGCUGAAGGGAAAACCAAAUUCUGCUAUAAAUCUUUAAUGAAUUUCUAAAAUAAUGUGUUGUGCUAUAAAGCCUUCUCCACCUGUGUUAGCUAUUAAGAUGAAUGUACAUACAGGAUUGUGACUACUGUGUUCUCAGCCCUGCUUUGUCUUUUAUUUGUGGUCUCUCAUUGUAGAUCACAUUAACUGCUUUAGGCAUUGAAGCCAUAGGGGAUGGGGAAUGCAUUUCUUCAGUGUUUCUCCUAGAGACUUUCUCAUUUCCCUAGAGUGGUGGAAGUAAGAAUCACAGUAUUAAGAAAUUUGCCCAAAUCGGAGUUGUGCCUAUCUUGACUCACAAGGCAUGUUUUGUUGGUUGAUUUUGUUUGUUUGUUUGUUUGGGUUGUCCUUUUGUGAUCGGUUUGUAAGCCUUUCCUCCUCCAAGCUCCUACAUAAAAGCAAAGUGAUUGAGUAGGUAAUGUUUAAGUGACUGCUUGUACAAAUGUGCUGAAUAUGCAGUUCAGUAAGUUGAACUCCAGUUAAUUUUAGAAUGAAGACCUUUGGUUUUCAUGUAUGUUACUGAACUUAUUUGGGUGGUGAUUGGAACCUCGUCCAGUUAAGGAAUGCUUUCAGUUCUCACUGGAGGGAAUUCAUUUUGGGAGUCUGUCAUCCUCCAUAAUGGAAACAUAAUGUAUAUUUGAACCCAGUGUGAUUGAUUCAUCUUUGGUAACUUUCACCUGAAUGAGACAUUGAAUUAAUGGAUAUUGAGCUUAAAACUAAUUAUAAGUUUACAAAUAAAAGGUAAUGCUUAUGCCUGAGCUUACUGUGUUUCUGAGCUAACACCAGGUUACUCAGUAACCGUGACCUGCUCCUCCAUUUUAAUUUUUUCUUGGAAGUAAAUAAUUCAUUCUGUCUUCUUGUUAUCAGAAGUGUGCGUGUGCCAGAUUUUAUCCCCGCUGUAUUCAAUCUUUCUGGUUAUGGAAUGCUGUAAUAGUGUCCUAUGUUAUGGUUCUCGAGUGGAACUGUUUUUAAUAGUAGCAACUUUAUUGUUAUUACAGAAAGAUUCCACAGUGAUUGAUGUUCAAUGGUUUAUAUCUAGCAACUGUUUUGUAACUCCAAGUUUCUGAUUUAUUUUAAUUUAAGAGAACUAGAGGGGAGGGAGGGUUGUUUAGGGCCCUUGGUUAAUGUCAUCUGAAUCUGGGUUUCGAAGGUUCAUGAAGAAAUACUGAUUUCACCUAUUUUUAGCAAUAAUUAAUACUCCACUUGACUUUCAGAAUAUUGUCCUCAUUGACUGGAGCGAUAAUACAGAAGGUAGUUGCCUUACACACAGCCUACCCAGGUUCAAUCCCCAGCAUCCCGUAUGGUACCCCAACUACCGCCAGGAAUAGUUCUCAAGUGCAGAACCAGGAGUAAGCCCUGAGCAUUGCCACUUGUGCCCCACUCCCAAAAUGAAAUUAUCUUAGUUGAUUUUUGAUUUGACGUAUCAUGAAAUCUGAGAGUACCCUACCAUUUGAGAAAAUUGGAUAUAGAUUAUGUAAAUACGUAUGAUUAAGACUUUUUAAAAUGGCAUAACACAAAUAUACAAGCUACAUCCUGUGCUGGCCAUGCUAUAGAUUUUCUGGAGAUGUGACAUAAUAGAGGGUUUUUGUGCUCUGAUUAAAAAUCAACAUUCCAGGGCGGGAGCAGUAGUACAGUGAGUAGGGCACUUGCCUACCACGUGGGGACCCAGGUUCAAUCCCAGCAUCUAAUAUGGUCUCCCAAGUACUGCCAGGAGUAAUUCCUGAGUAUAGAGCCAGGAGUAACCCCUGAGCAUCGCCAGGUGUGACCCAAAACAAAAAAAUAAUAAAAAUAAAAAUGAAUCAGCAUAUCAGCGUUCCUUUUUUUUCAAGAAUGACAUUACCCAGCUCCAGAACAAUCUUAGCUCUCUCUAUAUAUGAGGUUCCCAACACUCAUUCAUCUCAAGUGCUUCAGUUUGGUUUAUUUCAUGCACUGUGCCUUCAAAUGAAUUUUUAAAAGGGACUAAAUGAAGUUGAAUAGUAGUUUUAAAAAGUCAAUCUGUGUAAUUUAUGUGAAAUCUAACUGUAAUGAGGUCCUUUCUGUUUUUUUAUAUGUAAACAGAUCUACUAAUCCUGUAUAAAAGUUAUUUUACGA
This is a messenger RNA of Sorex fumeus (smoky shrew), 8551 nucleotides long. It is a transcript of the gene CPD, whose product is annotated as carboxypeptidase D. Gene Ontology annotation, molecular function: metallocarboxypeptidase activity; zinc ion binding. The record is from RefSeq and is a predicted model, not a curated record. Bases 70 to 4176 code for a protein of 1368 amino acids. Gene Ontology annotation, biological process: proteolysis. NCBI's taxonomy places the organism in Eukaryota, Metazoa, Chordata, Mammalia, Eulipotyphla, Soricidae. The transcript is spliced from 21 exons.